Molecule: messenger RNA, 1606 nt
Organism: Ectocarpus siliculosus
Lineage: Eukaryota; Phaeophyceae; Ectocarpales; Ectocarpaceae
Source: the annotation of a GenBank genome assembly
AUGAUGUCCGGAGGCAGUGGAGCUAUCACUACGGCGGGCAGGCGCGAGAUGACAUGGUCGAAUCCGAUGGGGGACGACAUGGUGCAAGUGCUGGGCGACGUUUGGUGCGCGGAGCGCCCCUUUGUGUGGAACGGCAUCGACGUCGGGGGUCGCAUGGCGGUGGUGAAGCUCUCCGACGGCUCUCUCUGGGUGCACUCCCCUGUGGACCUCGACGAGCCGCUAAAGGAGGCCCUUGCCAGCCUUGGGCCAGUGGGACACAUCGUGUCACCCAACUACGAGCACGUGAAGUACGCGAAACAGUGGGUGGAGGCCUAUCCUUCCGCUGUCUCGUACGCGUGCCCCGGGUUGGCGGAGCGGCAGCCGGAGGUCGGUUUCACCAGGGAGGUGGGGGCGAGCAUUGAAGACGAAAGCCUGCCCGAGUGGGGCGACGAGAUCCUGGCGUGCUUUAUGGACUGCGAGACCAACCCCUUCACGGGCAAGCCUUUUUUCAAUGAGGUUGUUUUCUUCCACCGUCCGACCAAAACUCUGAUAACCUCGGACUUGUACUGGAACUACCCCCGGAAAGAGGUGCCUCUCGGCACGAGAGUCUGGAAGUGGGGCAUGGACAAGGUUUAUCUGCCGUUUUACAAGAAGUUCAUGGUUACGGACGGUGAAGCUUUCGUCUCCAAAGUUAACCAGAUCCUAGACUGGGGGGUCGAGACCAUCGUCCCCUGCCACGGGGGUAUUGUGCGAAGCGGGGCACCCCAGGCCUUGCGUCAGCAACUCCUUGGAAGGGCCCCAGCAGAUUGAAUCAGAGUUCAGACUCGUGUCCGUUCCAUUUUCACCACAGGCAGGCGUGGCGACACGGGGGGAGAUUCCAUCGAUCCUUUCCCCCGGCUAGCUAUGAUGCUUUUCAUUGCCAGUUAGAAGUUCGACUUAGUCCAGUUGAGGGACGGGGGUGCCGUGAGUAACAAUACCUCGAGGGAUGACGGCUGUUCAGGCCUAUGAACAGCAGCCAUGUUUUAUGGAUGAUUGCAAACUUUGAGCUCUUACCGUUGGCCAGAACGGGGCUGCGCUACAACGUGUUCGGUCCUUGUGGGCUGGAGAAGAUACGCAGACAGCGUGCGUGCCCAGUCAUGUUCCGAUCGCUGAGUUCACCUAACGGGGCUCACAGGAAGAUACCGAGCAGCCAUCCAAGUGCGGGCUGCUGUCGUCCGCCAAUCUAGUGAAAGGGGGGAGGAGUCGCCGUUGGGGUGUUCUUGGCACCCAAUACACACCCUAACUCGCGCCGAACAAAAUAGGGCAAGAAAAGCACGUGACAAGCGGCAAGGUUGGAUGUGGCUUCGUUGCCGCGCCAGCACCCUUGUCCUCGGCCCUAUGGUCAAAUGAUCGGCGGCAGGCAAGAAAUGAAGAACGGACCCUGCCGACACUGAAGACGAAAGAGCCCUCAUUACGACUACUGCUGCUGUGCUAUGAGGCACGCCCCUCUCUUGCCACCUCUCUGUUCUAAUAUAUUGGGGGACAUCGAUCGCUCGUAUCAAGGUGGGGUGUUCUAUUGUUCGGUCGGUGUUUGGCUAAAGCUGUGUUCUUGCUUGACUAGUUUUCAUGCCUUUCGCGAAAUGUGAGC